This is a messenger RNA of Plodia interpunctella (Indianmeal moth), 1577 nucleotides long. Its product is annotated as serine-aspartate repeat-containing protein F-like. Bases 65 to 1249 code for a protein of 394 amino acids. The transcript has 9 exons. The record is from RefSeq and is a predicted model, not a curated record. Lineage: Eukaryota; Metazoa; Arthropoda; Insecta; Lepidoptera; Pyralidae.
CUCAGUGCAGUGCCAGUUAACACACCAUCACUUCUAGUCAAUAAGUUGAUAGUUGGAGUCCAAGAUGACGCGAGCGUGUGUGUCGUUGGUUCUGGCUGCUUGUUUGUUGGCGAACGCGCUCAGUGCGCCCUCGGAGGGCUACCGGUGGAGGAGAGGCGACAAUGACAUUGACUCCAAAGAGGAUAGCUAUGUAAAAUCUGUAUCCACGACCACAUACUCCUCAAUCUCGACAACAGAAGAGUUCGAUGACGAUGAUGAAGACUUCAGUGACAGCAGCACGUCAGCUCCCUCCGGCAGCAACAUCUUCAGUCUGCUGCGGCUGGCUGGAGCUCUGUUACCCAACCUGAGCGCUUCCAACCAACAAAAAAUAAUGUCAAAUCCAAUGGUCCAAAACAUCGUACGAGAGUUCAUGAAACUUGAAAAAUAUAUGAAAUUAAAUAAGAAACCCGUAAUACAGACAAGACGAGACGUUGUGAAAGACAAUGAAAUUAUAAUCGAUGACAUCGUAGGCUUGAAACCGCCGUCAUUUUUCCAAAGACAAGAAAUUGAAGAAAGCCACGAAGAUAGUUCAGAAAGUAAUGACGAUGAUGAUGACGACGAUGAUGAUGAUAACGACUCAGAUGAAAACAACGGCGCAGAAGAGGACAGCUCUGAGGAUGAUGGUAAUAAAAGUGAUGAGGAUGAUAAUGAUAAACAAGAUUCCAAUGACAGUGAUGAUGAUGAUUCUGAUGAGCCACCAGAGAGUGACGGCCAAGGAGGCGGAAUUUUGGGCUUGUUGGCAGGACUGAGUGGUGGUGAAGAUGGACAGUCAGAUUUGGGUUCAUUGUUAGCUGCAGUCAGUGGUAUCGUAGCAAAUCUCAGCGGCGACGGAUUCGACUUGAAUGCAUUAAUAGCAUCAGGAUUGGGGUUGUUCGUCGGUCUACUGUCGGAAGGCGAAGAAAACCCUGGAGAAAUACUGGCUAGCUAUCUUCUUACAUCGUUGGAAACUAUAACAGGAGGUGGUGCCAAUAACAAUGGAGCGUUCUUUGGGAAGUUCUUAUCUAAGUUAAUCACAGGGACAAGCGCGGCGGCAGAAUCUGAAGACUCCAAUUCUGACGAGAACGGCAACAAGAUGCCAAUGAAGGACUCCGCAGGGUUCUACGGGAGUCUGCUCAUGGGGCUCCUCGGGGACAUGUCUAAGACCAGCUCGGCCGGCAGCUCGAAGCCCUGGAGACGGGGCGAUGACCCCUGGCAGAUCAUGUUCAAAUAGACUAUAGCUGUUUCCAGCCAGUGCAUUGUUACCUUUGUUCUCAGUUAUUCCUUUAGUGGUUCCUGUAGGAACGCCUGUGUUUUCAGCCACGGUUUUUACUUCAAAGUUACUAAAGGAAUCUCUAAGACCAUUAUUAAUGUUAUAUAUUACUAUAAAAUUUUAGUUAACUUUUUUAUACGUUUUGCUUUUAGCAAGAUAACAAUUAUAUUGUCGAAUUAAAUAUUGUUUGAUGGUAUUGUGUUCACAACUUAUUUAUCUUCCACGUCGACCUUUAAAAUGUAAUAGGAUUUGUAAAGUUUAUAUUACUUUAAAAAACCUAACAAAAUUU